Trichechus manatus latirostris (Florida manatee) is the source of this 2190-nucleotide messenger RNA. RefSeq names its product cylicin 1 (gene CYLC1). Gene Ontology annotation, cellular component: acrosomal matrix; nucleus. Bases 1 to 2190 code for a protein of 729 amino acids. Gene Ontology annotation, molecular function: structural constituent of cytoskeleton. The record is from RefSeq and is a predicted model, not a curated record. The transcript is spliced from 5 exons. Lineage: Eukaryota; Metazoa; Chordata; Mammalia; Sirenia; Trichechidae.
AUGGUUCACAGUUCGCAGUUCACAGCUUGCAGCUUGUGGCUUACAGUUCACUGCUCACAGUUUACAUCCAAGUGCUCUCGCUUCACUCCUGCCUUAUCAAGUCUUGGUAUCAAGGUUAUGCUCUCCUCACAGAAAAAGCUGAUAAGUGUUCUCUCUCUUUCUAUUCUUUGGAAGAGUUUGUUAAUAGUUUUUGUUUUUUUCCUUAGGUGUUUGGAAGAAUUGAUCAUUGAAGACAUCUGGACCUGGAAUUCUCUGUUUCAACCAGAAGUAAACAUCAGAACGUAUGAUAAUUCCAUUUCAAUCAGUUCAUCAAACAGAAAAUCGUGGAAUGAAAAACACUUUGCUUUGACAUUUCCCAAACCACCCCAGCCAGGUAGAAAAAAGAGAUCAAGACCUUUGGAAUUACAAAAUACAGUUCCUAGACAGGACAAAACAAAAUUAAAGGAAGAUCAGAAGAAAGCUCACAUAUGGAUAAGGCAUUCUUUAAGAAAAAUUUUCCAAAGACCAUCUAUUUACUUAGCUGUCAGGAGACAGGCUCCAUUCAGAUGUUCUUAUAUUCCCAAAGCCCAUCUUGAAAAGGCAGAAUCUAAAGAGUCCAAAGGUGGCAAAAAAGGAACAGAUUUAAAGAAAUAUUCUAAUAAAAAAACAGGCCGACAUACAACUCUAGAAUCCAAGAAAAUAGUAGAAGAUGAAAAACCUAAAGAAAGGAAUAAAGAAGCAAAACUUCCAUCAAAAUCAUCACAUGAAAAUGAACCAUAUAAACAGUCAAAAUCCAAAUCAGAUACAAAUUCAGAAUCCAAGGAUUCUAAGGAGGUCUCAAAGAAAGAUCAAACAAAAGAUAAGAAAGAUUCAAAAAAUUUCAAGGGGACAGAUACUAAAUCCAUAUGUACAAAGACUGAUCCAAAGAAAGAUUCUGAGAAGAGUUCGAAGAAGGAUCCUGAUGCCGAAUCAGAGACUUGCUUAAAAAAUAGUUCUAAUGUGGAUUCAGUGGUGUAUUUAGAACAAUCUGGUACUGAAUCCAUGGAUUUUGAUAUAUGGCUAAAGAAUUACUCACAGAAUAACUCAAAGAAGGGCUCAAAGAAAGACACAAAGAAGGAUUCAAAGAAGGUCUCUGAUGAUGAACCUGUAGACUCAAAGGAUGCAAAGAAGGAUAAGAAAAAUGCCAAGAAAGACAAUAAGAAGAAGGAUGCGAAGAAGGAUGCGAAGAAGGAUGCAAAGAAGGACACAGAUUCUACUGAUGCUGAAUCUGUAGACUCAAAGGAUGCAAAGAAAGAUAAGAAAAAUGCCAAGAAAGACAGUAAGAAGAAGGAUGUAAAGAAAGACACAGAUUCUACUGAUGUUGAAUCUGUAGACUCAAAGGAUGUAAAGAAAGAUGCAAAGAAGGAUAAGAAAGAUUCAAAGAAAGACGAUAAGAAGAAGGAUGGAAAGAAGGACGCAGAGUCUACUAAUGCUGAAUCUGAAUCUGAAUUGGAGUCAAAAAAGAAUAAGAAAGAUGAAAAGAAGGAUAAGAAAGAUUCAAAGGAAGACACUAAGAAGAAGGAUGCAAAGAAAAACACAGUGUCUACUGAUACUGAAUCUGAUUCUGAAUUGGAGUCAAAGAAGAGGAAAAGAGAUGAAACGAAGGAUAAAAGAGAUUCAAAGAAACAUGCAAGGAGGUAUGCAGUGUCUACUGAUGCAGAAUCUGAAUCUGAAUGGGAGUCAAAGAAGGAUAAGAAAGAUGCUAAGCAAGAUGCAAAGAAAGAUGCAAAGAAAGAUACUAAGAAGGAUGCAAAAAAGGACACAGAAUCUACAGAUGGUGAAUCUGAUGAUUACUCAAAGAAAGGCCUAAGUAAGCCCCCAAAGUCAGUAGUCAAAGAUUCUGACGCUGAAUCUGAAGAGUCACUGUAUAAACCUGGGGCUAAAAAUAGAGGAGCUGAUGACUCAGAUGCCACAUCCAUAGAUUCAAAGAAAGAAGCUCAAGGGCUAAAGAAAGAAGUCAAAACAUCACACAGAAAGACCACAUUCAGAGAUAAAGAAAAAAAAGGUACUGUAGGUAGAGUUCCUCCAUCAAGAGAAAGACCACCACUACCUCCUUGUGAGCCUUUAACACCAUCACCUAAGGUCAAACGUCCCUGUCGGUGCGGGAUGCCUCCUCCACCUCCAAAACCAAGAUAUGCUCCUUUGGUAUGUUUACUCCUGUCUUAUUUUUAG